Molecule: messenger RNA, 741 nt
Organism: Drechmeria coniospora
Lineage: Eukaryota; Fungi; Ascomycota; Sordariomycetes; Hypocreales; Ophiocordycipitaceae
Product: putative TPI1-triose-phosphate isomerase
Exons: 4
Coding region: 1-741 (246 amino acids)
Biological process (GO): gluconeogenesis; glycolytic process; glyceraldehyde-3-phosphate biosynthetic process
Cellular component (GO): cytosol
Molecular function (GO): triose-phosphate isomerase activity
Source: RefSeq, a predicted model, not a curated record
AUGGCGCGCAAGUUCUUUGUUGGCGGCAACUUCAAGAUGAACGGCUCGAUUGCGUCCAUCAAGGAGAUUGUCGAUAACCUGAACAAGGCUCAGCUCGAUGCCGACGUUGAGGUUGUCGUCGCCCCUCCGGCCCUGUACCUCCACCUCGUUCGCGACACUCUUCGUUCAACCAUCGAGGUGGCUUCCCAAAACGUCUACGACAAGCCCAAUGGUGCCUUCACCGGCGAGAUCUCUGUCUCCCAGCUCAAAGACAGCAACAUUAAAUGGACUAUUCUCGGCCACUCGGAGCGACGCACCAUCCUCAAGGAGACGGACGAGUUGGUCGCUUCCAAGACCAAGUACGCUACCGAAAAUGGGCUCGGCGUUAUCUGGUGCUGCGGCGAGAGCCUCGAGGAGCGCGAGGCCGGCAAGACCAUCCAAGUUGUCAGCCGCCAGCUCGAAGCUCUCAAGGCCCAGGUCUCGGACUGGAGCAAAAUCGUGAUCGCUUACGAACCCAUCUGGGCCAUCGGCACCGGCAAGGUUGCCACCACAGAACAAGCCCAGGAGGUCCACAAGGCCAUCCGAGAGUGGCUACGGUGUGUGAGCGACAAGGUCGCCGCCGAGACCCGAAUCUUGUACGGUGGCAGCGUCAGCGAGAAGAACUGCGGCGAGCUUAGCAAGCAGCCUGAUAUCGACGGCUUCCUCGUCGGCGGUGCUUCCCUCAAGCCUGCCUUUGUCGACAUCAUCAACUGCAGGAAGUAG